Neoarthrinium moseri is the source of this 1347-nucleotide messenger RNA. RefSeq lists its product as uncharacterized. Gene Ontology annotation, molecular function: 2 iron, 2 sulfur cluster binding. Lineage: Eukaryota; Fungi; Ascomycota; Sordariomycetes; Amphisphaeriales; Apiosporaceae. The coding region runs from base 1 to 1347 and encodes 448 amino acids. The transcript has a single exon. The record is from RefSeq and is a predicted model, not a curated record.
AUGUCCACCAUCGACCUCGGGCCACUGGCCUCCUUCUCACACAGUCGCUACACAGUCAUUCUGUCAAAUGGCAAGCGGUUAGUUCUGUUUCGUCUGCCAAAGAUUGAGCCGUCCAAGUCUCCAUUUCUGGCCCCCAAUGAGACUGAGGAUGGCUGGACGUACUUUGCCAUGGAGGCCGAGUGUCCCCAUGCGGGUGGGCCCAUGGCAGACGCUCAUGUCGACAUUGAAGAUUCCGCCUACAUUGCUUCCUGCCCUUGGCAUGCCUACGACUUCAACGUGGAGACUGGCGAGUCCAGUUAUGGUAUCAAGGCAUGCACAUUUCCUGUCAUCGUCUCCGACGGGAAGGUCACUUUGCAAAUCAUGCACGAGAAGAGCCUGAGUCUCUCGCGGAUGGAUCCAGUGAGCGAAAAGGUCAAGUUCAAGCACGCGCCGAGGUCAUCAGCCUCAGACGCGCCCGUGUACCUCGGUGACGAUGCUACCCUGUGCGAGUGGUGUUGCCAUAUCUUGAAUACGUCGAAUCCCGAACACAAGAUUGAGCUGACUACGCGCUUGUUUUCCAUAUUCGCCACCAGAGAGCAAACAUCAUCGCCCAUGGAGCUCGGGGCUGGCUCCGUGGCUCCGCCUGACAAGCCACGACGGGACGAACAGACAAAAGUCGCUCCGGGAGCUAUGCCGAGAGCUGGAAGAGGAGGCCACCUGAAGAGCAGGAUAAUGAUGCUGCACAAUCUGGCCAACAUCGAGCAGUGGGCCAUUGACCUUGCCAUCGACAUUUGUGUCAGGUUCGCCACAUUCCAGACCAUGGCCCCUGAGCAGAGCUUAUCGCGUGAAUUACCUCGCACGUUCUACUACGACUGGCUCAAGGUGGCCAAUGAUGAAGCCAAGCACUUCAGCCUGCUGCGUGCUCGUCUUGAGGAGUUGGGCAGUCACUUCGGUGCACUUCCUGUCCAUCAUGGCCUGUGGGAUUCGGCCCUCAUGACGGCACAUGAUCUAAGGGCCCGCAUCAGCGUUAUUGCCCUUGUCCACGAAGCUCGCGGGCUUGACGUCAACCCUAUAACAAUCGAGAAGUUCCGAAAGGCUGGCGAUAUGGACAGUGUUGACACGCUGGACAUUAUCCACAAUGAUGAGAUUACACACGUCACCACGGGUCACCGCUGGUUGAGCUGGAUAUGCGAGCAAGAGGCCACCGACCCGGUCGAGAUCUUUAGGAGCAACGUCAAGAAAUACUUCUGGGGCGCCGUCAAGGGCCCUUUCAACGCUGAAGCCAGGUUGCAAGCGGGUAUGGAUGCAAGAUAUUACGAAGAUCUAGGUGGUGCGGAUUGGAAAGGGGAAAUCAUUGCUGGUGGCUGA